This is a messenger RNA of Rhododendron vialii, 1202 nucleotides long. RefSeq lists its product as uncharacterized. Bases 194 to 1069 code for a protein of 291 amino acids. The transcript has 8 exons. The record is from RefSeq and is a predicted model, not a curated record. NCBI's taxonomy places the organism in Eukaryota, Viridiplantae, Streptophyta, Magnoliopsida, Ericales, Ericaceae.
AAUCUCACUUUAUUCGCUUCAUUGCUUGCGCACUUGUCUUUGGCUUUGGAAUCCACAGCCUCUAUUUAAAUACUCCCAUCUAAUAUCUAUCAAUAAUCCCUCGCAUUUGGUGCUUCAGUACUCAUCGUCUACCACCAUAUUCAUUUUAUUUUCGUUAAAAAUCCCAACUUUUGUUAGGGUAUUCCGAGAAUUUAUGGAGAAAAUCAGGAGAGCUUCGCACGCAGGCUCAUGGUACACCGAUAAUCCCAAAAAAUUGGCAGAAGAGCUUGAUGGAUGGCUCUGUGCAUCUGGACUGGUAAAAUCUGCUGAUGUACGAGGGGUGAUUGCGCCUCAUGCAGGCUAUUCAUAUUCAGGCCAUGCAGCAGCCUAUGCAUUUGGAAACAUAGACCCAACAAGCAUUACUCGUGUCUUUCUUCUUGGUCCAUCUCACCACUAUUACACUCCAAAGUGUGCUCUUUCAAGAGCUACUGUUUACAAGACGCCAAUUGGGGAUCUACCUAUCGAUCUAGAAGUCAUUGAGGAGCUAAAAGCUACAGGAAAAUUUGAACUGAUGGAUCUUCAAGUUGAUGAGGCUGAACAUAGCAUGGAGAUGCACUUGCCAUAUCUUGCUAAAGUAUUUUAUGGGUACCCCGUAAAAGUUGUUCCAAUUUUGGUCGGUGCUGUUAGUGCGGAAAAUGAAGCCAUGUAUGGACGGUUGCUGGCCAAAUAUGUGGAUGACCCAAAUAAUUUCUUUUCUGUGUCCUCAGAUUUUUGUCACUGGGGCUCUCGGUUCAACUUUACGCAUUAUGACAAAAAACAUGGAGCUAUCCACAAAUCCAUUGAGGCCUUGGAUCGGAUGGGAAUGGAUAUAAUAGAAACAGGAGACCCAGAAGCAUUCAAACACUACCUGUCAGAGUAUGACAAUACCAUUUGUGGACGUCAUCCAAUCAGUGUAUUUCUCCAUAUGUUGAAGAACUCUUCAACAAAGAUGAAGAUAAAAUUCCUUCGAUAUGAACAAUCAAGCCAGUGCAAAACCAUGAGAGACAGCAGUGUAAGUUAUGCAUCUGCUGUGUCAAAGGUAGAUCCUUGAAUUUGUUCACAUGUAGUGGAAGGUUUGUGAAUCUAAACUUUCUUACAUUGACUGUACUUUGAAACCUAAUUACUCCUGAAUUAACCCAUUUUACUUUGGGUUACCUCGUAAAAAUUCAUCUUUGGAUUUUCUU